Messenger RNA from Toxoplasma gondii ME49, 1492 nucleotides. RefSeq lists its product as hypothetical. The transcript has 3 exons. Lineage: Eukaryota; Apicomplexa; Conoidasida; Eucoccidiorida; Sarcocystidae. The coding region runs from base 557 to 1492 and encodes 311 amino acids. The record is from RefSeq and is a predicted model, not a curated record.
GUCGACCUUCCAAUGAAUAAAGGUUGAACAACUAUUACUUUGUGUGAGGAGAGAACCUCUUCUGAAGUUCUGGCACCUGCUUUUGUCUCUGCGAUCCUUAUUCAGCGCAAAUGACCUACUUCUGAACACACAGUUCGGGGUGGGUGUCUUCACCUCACUCGCAAGAGAAUGUCGCGUCGGCUGCAAAACUACGGGAAUGUGGCUUACAAUAAACGUCGCGAAUCUGUCGCCGUUUCCCCCCUCGAAUCGCCCGGUUUCUUUUUUGCAGGCUGAAGGAGGGGCACCAUUUUUCAAGCUGUCAAGGGAUAGCCCACGUUCCUUCGCCCUCAAGAACUCAGCUUAUACAAGGGAUUUUUUUUACCAGUCUCUUCGUUCUCGUUAGCUUUCUGCUUCGACGAAAUCGCGGACUGAGGUGUGUGAAGGGACCUACACGUAGGCCGCCUCUGUGUUCGUAAAAGAAAAUUAAAGCUCAAGAUGUCUGGUUCAUUCUCCACCUUCUUCCGUUGGGCUCCAUGACAUCAAUGUGUCACGUCCUGCCGGCGAGACCGCUGCUACAAUGGAUGUCGUUUUCGAGUUCACUCGUGUCGUCAUUUCUGCCGUUAGCAAAAGAUGCGCCAGCGUCAUCCUCGAAGUUGCUCGUCAGAACCCACGGUACAGUGGGCGCCUCAUCGAGAUGGGCCAGGCCACCAACCGGGCGUACGUACACCUGAAGUACUUCAGCGGGAGAGUUCUCAUGCCGCGCGGACCUUUGCACUCCCACGCGCGAUGUGGGUCUCCACUGGCUUCGCAGUCUUCGCAGGCCAGCAGCGGCCUACCGGCCUCCCCAAAGGCGAACCUGCAAGCCGCGGCUUCCGCCUCAGCAGACGGAGCGUCUUCUGUGGCAGCGCAGCGUUCUAGUGACGCUGAAACUCGCUCUCCCGGUGCCUCAGCGCAGACAGUCCAGGCAGACCCUUCCAACGCAACAUCCUCCGGUGUUCCACCUCCCCCGGGUGUUUCAUCUUCGACGAACUCCUCAUCUUCGAAUGCCGCAUCUUCAUCGACCUCUUCGUCGUCAUCGACUUCCUCGUCUUCCUCGAAUUCCUCGUCUUCUGGAAGCCCACACACGGCGUCGUUUUCUCCGUGGAAUCGGACAGGGACGAGGAUCACUCUCAACGUAAAACCUCUUGACGAUGACAAGGCACUUGAGGUUGGAGCUGAGGCACUCAGCGAUGGCCUCGUGAUGCUGGUGAUGCUCUGUCUCGUUGCGGUGGGUUUGUCCAUCCGUCGUUUUUACGCUGCACGCGUCGAGGCCAAGGGGAGACAGCGCGAGGCUGAACUGCGGGAGCGGCAUGCAGAGACGCACCGCCAGUUGGAGCAAGUGAUUCGUUUUCUUCAGCAGCAUUAUCCGGACUUUAAGCUUCAGGAAACUAUUCCUCCUGAGACCACAGGUUCCCCGGACAGUCCCCCACAAGAAGAGGAACAGAGAACUGCUGGGCAGCCUAAGUCUCUGUAG